AUGGACGACUCUAACAAUGAAACACUUGAUUUAUCGAGGCGUGGGCUGAAGAAAAUAGAGAAAGCGCCUCCAGAUGAAUCUAAGACAAUUAUCAAUUUGAUUCUUGAUCAGAAUGAACUUCAACGUUUGGAUAAUAUCGACACCUAUAACCGUGUUGAAAACUUGUCAAUAUGCAACAAUUUUUUACUCCGCAUGCAUGGAGUUUCCCGAAUGACUAAUAUUAGAAUCUUGGCUCUGAAUAACAAUGGCAUUCUACAAAUAGAAGGUCUAAAGGAUAUGAUUUAUUUAAAAGUGCUAAAGUUAGCUGGGAACAAUAUAAAAUCAAUAGAGCACUUGAACCACAAUAUACACUUGGAACAUUUGGAUCUGUCCAACAAUCAAAUAUCAUUUAUAGCAGAUAUUUCAUAUUUAAAGAAUUUAAAGCAUCUAAAUCUAGAGCGUAAUCGGAUUGUGGACCUUCGUCAAUGUGACCGCUACUUGCCACCGCACUUGACCCAUUUUGGUUUAGCCCACAACAACAUACAAGAUCUAAAUGAAGUAUCGCAUUUGGUACAUUUAGGGCAGUUGGACAGUUUUACAGUUCAAGGGAACCCGUGUGUGGCUAUGGCUGGGAAGGACAAACUAGGUUUCGAUUACCGUCCUUUUGUUCUCAACUGGAUAAUGAGUGUUAAAUCUAUUGAUGGGUUCAUCGUUAGCGCCAUAGAAAGCCUCAAGGCCGAAUGGCUCUACAGUCAAGGUAAAGGCCGGCAUUUCCACACCGGCCAGCAGAGGGAGCUCUGCGAGUACCUCGCUUCCACCUGCCCCUUGACAGCCGACGCCCUGGAGACUGAGGAUCAGAGGAAAUUGCGCCUUGUGCUCAGCAAGGCUCAGCAUCAUCAACAACAGUUGAAGGAUCAGAACCACAGCCCGGUGAAGUCUCGGAUACAGUCACCUAGAAUGCAAUCGCGCAUCUCCCAGCGCCACAUCGGGCGGUCCCCGGACCGGCUGUCGUCCAGCUUCCACGGCGGCGUGCAGCGCGCCUCGCCGCAGCACGCCAUGUCGCUGUCCUGCUCCGGCGACCUGCCCGCGCCCGCCCCCGCCGCCGCCCCCGCGCGGGACUCGCCCGACCGGGACAGAGAGCAACAACACAUACCACAACCGCAACAGAUACCACAAUUGCAACAGAUACCACAACCGCAAUCCAAACCAAUGAACCAUUCCCUAGAAUCUGCAUCUAAAAUGGUGCCAGUACCCGAAUCCCUAAUGAGCCCAGAUUACCAAGACCCCAUAUACGACAUACAGAAAACCAUACCAAAACCCACCAAUUCUAACAACAGUGCAUCCUCGCAGUCCAGUAACAAUAGCUUGAAUGAAGAAAAAAGAGCCAUAAACAAAAAUCUAAAAGGUUCACCAAAAUUACCUAAAAGUGCUACGUCUUCGCCAAAAUUAAAAGCCAAGAAUGAAAGGAAAGGGAGCCUAUCUCGUAUAGAAUUGAAAGAUGAUAAGAAAGUGAAUGGUGUGACGGACGAUCAGAUAGAUCCGGAUAAGCUCGAAGUGAUAAAACUUGCAUCGAAUCAAAGGAGGCAAAAGAAGAUGAGUGUAGAGACUAUGGCAGCGGUUACCAUACAGAAGAUGUGGAGGGGCUACAGGAGUAGGAAUUUGAAUAAGGAUACUCUGAGGAUUCUACAUGCAAUUCAAGCGGCAAGGGCCAGGCAACAUAUACAACGUUUAACAUGUGACAUGGAGGCCACCAAAGCGGCGCUAGAGAGUGAGAGGAAAAUACAACAACUACAGAUGCAAGCGAUCAAUGCGUUAUGGAAGAAAGUGUCAACUCUACAAAGUACUGGUCGGUUUGAUCCAAAGAGUACAGUCUCAGAGUCAGACGACAACGCGGAAGCGUUGCGGCAGCUCACCGAAACUUGUGUGUCGUUACAAGCUCAGGUGGUGGAGCUGCAGGGCUGCAUGCAGGCGGUGCUGCGCGCCGUGUCGCGGCCGCGCGCCGCCGCCGCCGCCGCCACGCAGACCGACCUCAGCGCUGUGCUCACGCCGCAGGAGGAGCGCUGCGGCUGGCUGCGACGGCCGCAGUCCCUCAACAUCGCUAGCAGCGUCACAGACCACAUCGAAAAGCCCCCAGAAGUAGACCCCCUGGAUAUAGAAAGGACCGAGUCGGUGAUACAGGAGCCCGGGGACCGACAGCUCGUCGUAGAC
Brenthis ino (lesser marbled fritillary) is the source of this 2187-nucleotide messenger RNA. Lineage: Eukaryota; Metazoa; Arthropoda; Insecta; Lepidoptera; Nymphalidae. The record is from the annotation of a GenBank genome assembly.